AUGCAGCGCUGGGAGUUCGGGGGCGGCUGGUUCCUCGGCGUCGAGCGGCGAAGGAUCUCGGCUAUCAUGGAGUUUGGAGUGCUGCGGUGCCGUCAGAGGGUGGUGGGACCUCUGGCUAUCCUUACCAAGACGCACAUCUCGGUCACGGCGGCGCCCUACUUCGACCAGGACAUCGUGCCUGGUAGGCUCCGAUUGGUUGUUCGCCUUUCCCGCGUACUCGUGAAUGGGAACGUGCUCUACAUUGUUCUGACAGCUGAGGGCCAGGUGGGCCUACAGCGUGCUUGGGACCAGGUGUUGCAUGGUAUUGAAUGUGAGCUGUCUGAUCGAUGGGGACACAGACGGCUGGAAAGGUCGUCGCAUGGAGGUCGUGGGGGCAACGUCUCCGUUCGCAUGGUGAAGCUCGAGUGGAAGCCCCCUCGGCGGAGAGUGUGCCAGACUUCGCAGGUGGCGGCGCUGCAGGUGGCAGCACGUUGGCUCAGGCAUGGUCGCUCUAUGUGGCAGCAGGUCUGUGUGCUCGGGAAGAGGCUGAUGGCUGCCAACGUGGCGUGCUCUGUAUAUGUUGGUCAGACUUCUCAGUUGGUGGAGCUGCUGUGCGAGCUGAAUCAGUUCUACGUGAAGAUUGGUCGGGCGUCGGAGACGCUGGACAUGCUGGACGUAGACCUGGCGCAGUUCCUGGCUCGUGGCAUCGCUGUCUGGGCAGACUCGUUGGCUGAACAGGCAGUGCAAAGCUUCCUGGAUCGUGCCGAUGAAGCUAGCAAGGAGUUCGAACGCGAGCAAGGGGCCAAUUG
Prorocentrum cordatum is the source of this 788-nucleotide messenger RNA. The record is from the annotation of a GenBank genome assembly. NCBI's taxonomy places the organism in Eukaryota, Dinophyceae, Prorocentrales, Prorocentraceae.